Messenger RNA from Caenorhabditis remanei, 501 nucleotides. RefSeq lists its product as uncharacterized. The transcript has 2 exons. The coding region runs from base 1 to 501 and encodes 166 amino acids. The record is from RefSeq and is a predicted model, not a curated record. Lineage: Eukaryota; Metazoa; Nematoda; Chromadorea; Rhabditida; Rhabditidae.
AUGGACGAAGAAAUUAUCAAUCUCCGAAAUGUAGUCGAAUAUUUAGAGCGUAUCUUAGGCGAUUUAGAACUAUUCGAUGACGCCCAAAGAUUUGUGAAUGAGCCGGAAAGUUUGUAUGAGAUCGCAAAGAAGACAAGAAAAGCAUUGAAAGAGACGGAACAAAAUCUGGAAAUCGCGAUAAAAUCGAAGAAAAUCAUCGAAAAUCGCCGUAAAAAUAGUCAGAAUUUCAAAACGAAGCUUGCGGAAGCGAGAGCUAUAAUCGCCUGUGCACGGAAACUACUCACUGUGACAAAACAAUUGAUGAAAAAUAUCCAACGCAUUGCAGACGUUCUCGAGAUUGAUAUUGAGGACACGUGGCGUCGAAGCGUCCUCCGCCAGUUCCAUCAAACCCUUGAUUGGUUCAACGCACCGCCCGAUUUCGAACCAGUUCCAGAGAAUUCCAUUUGGUUUUUCAACAUCUUAUUGGUUAUUCUCGUAUUCUAUGUGUACUUUACUAUUUGA